This is a messenger RNA of Morchella sextelata, 657 nucleotides long. RefSeq lists its product as uncharacterized. The transcript has a single exon. NCBI's taxonomy places the organism in Eukaryota, Fungi, Ascomycota, Pezizomycetes, Pezizales, Morchellaceae. The coding region runs from base 1 to 657 and encodes 218 amino acids. The record is from RefSeq and is a predicted model, not a curated record.
AUGUGCCCACCACCACUCUCCUCAGAGGAAGGCUGGACCUCAUCAUCUCCGGCCCCCUCAUCUUCGUCGAAAAUUACCCAAAAAGGGGCAGCAGAAUCUGGAAAGGGCUUCUCUUCUCAAAUUUUAGAUCAAACACACAUGCCUAUCUCGGAGAGCCUACCCAAUACCUACCAGCUCUACAUCGAAGGUCAAACAGUAGUCAUCCCCACUGACCCUGUCGAGAGUUUCCGCUUCAUUCGCGAGCAGACAAUGGCAUCCUAUCGUGCCAUCGUCUCCGGUACCUCGACUACGCGAGAACAAGCUCUCACCUUCGGCCACGUCGUUUCUGAACCUAAUGGUGGUAGCAGAAAAUUGGCUUUUUCUGAGCCUCUUCUUCCAGGCGCUGCUGUUAGCACUGGCGAUGCCGGGAACAAGGCGGAUGAUCACGUCCCUGCUGAGGCCAUCCCGAUCUCAGACUCUCCCAGCCCACCCCAUCUAUCUGCGCGCAAACGUAUGAAGGUUCCUCAACCUGAGCCCCCCCCUUCUCGACCUCCAUCCCGCGCUACCGCUACCCACUCAGAACGCACGAGCAUGGCGUUUAAGUGUAAAAGUGGGUUCAUAGGCGAUUUUGCGGAUCCCUACGAUGUCAGGAGAAAGACUGGGAUGUCGGUGUCUUGA